GGAGAGGGAAAUAAAAAGAAAACCCGCCGGGAAACCCCCAAAUAUAUUUUCAUUUGCCGAUCAAAUCGAUUUCAGAUCACUGCAAGCUGUUCGCACUCCGGAAAACGGCCUCGUGUUCCCGGCGAUUUGCUCGCGUGUUAUUCCUUCUCUUGCGGCAGUGGUGGUGGAAGGCGGCGGAUGAUUGGAUUUGGAAAUGGCGGAGCCACAACCGUCGCAGUUGAUGCAGGGAAUGAAAGAGAAUAAGCUCUUCAAAAUGGCGUUCGCCGUCACUGGAAUCAUGUCCACACUUCUUAUCUAUGGAGUUUUGCAGGAAAAGAUUAUGAGGGUUCCAUAUGGUCCAAACAAAGAAUAUUUUAAGUACUCAUUGUUUCUCGUCUUCUGCAACCGCAUCACCACUUCUGCUGUAUCUGCUGGAGUUCUACUGGCAAGUAAAAAGGCCCUGGACCCUGUUGCUCCAAUUUACAAGUAUUGUGUUGUAUCGGUGUCUAAUAUACUUACCACAACUUGUCAGUAUGAGGCCCUUAAAUACGUCAGUUUCCCGGUGCAAACGCUGGCAAAGUGUGCCAAAAUGAUACCUGUAAUGAUUUGGGGCACUUUAAUCAUGCAAAAGAAGUACAAUGGACGUGAUUAUCUAUUUGCCCUCAUAGUGACACUUGGAUGCUCUAUAUUUAUAUUAUUUCCGGCUGCAGGUGAUAUUAGUCCGUACAGUAGAGGAAGCGAAAGCACAGUUUGGGGUGUUUCCUUGAUGAUUGGCUAUCUUGGGUUUGAUGGCUUCACAAGUACAUUCCAGGACAAACUUUUCAAAGGCUAUGACAUGGAGAUACACAAUCAGAUAUUUUACACAACAAUGUGUUCUUGCAUGAUUAGCUUCACUGGUCUGAUCUUGCAAGGCAAUCUUCUAAUGGCUAUAGAUUUUGUUUCUCGGCAUAAUGAUUGCUUCAUUGACAUUGCAAUUCUUUCAACUGUAGCAACGAUAAGUCAGUCCUUUAUCUCUUACCACCAUCCGCAGUUUGGUGCUCUAGCCUUCGCCCACCCAUAA
Messenger RNA from Erythranthe guttata (spotted monkey flower), 1039 nucleotides. The record is from RefSeq and is a predicted model, not a curated record. NCBI's taxonomy places the organism in Eukaryota, Viridiplantae, Streptophyta, Magnoliopsida, Lamiales, Phrymaceae.